AUGAAAGUUGUAACAGAGAAUUUUUUGAUACCUGCAGUUAUCUCAAUAAAAAGAAAACAAAAAAAAGAACACACCGUUUCUUUUUUAAAGUUCAACAUCAACAUCGACGUUUGUUUUAAAGUCUACAGCGAGAAAAAUAUUACAGAAGCGAACCUUCCUCACGAGAGGAGCAUCACUUCAUAUUCUGAAUAUUUUAUAAAUGUUGUGAAGAACGAGAUUUUCAUCAGAAAACGCGGAAAAUUUCUCACCCCAGAAUAUCUCAUAUAG
Messenger RNA from Clunio marinus, 267 nucleotides. Lineage: Eukaryota; Metazoa; Arthropoda; Insecta; Diptera; Chironomidae. The record is from the annotation of a GenBank genome assembly.